GGUUGGAAUUGGGAGAGUUGGGCUCACUCCUCAGUUGUGGGAGGGAGUGGGGGUUAGUAGUUAGAAUGGGGAUACUGGGAGUCUGAAGCCCUGAGUUCUCUUCUGGCUCAUGGCCACUGUGUCCAAGGAAAUGUGGAGGAGGGAGGGACGUAAGGGGGAUGAGAGGACAGACUAAGGCAACUGAAGUAAAGGGGAAGGACCUGGGUGACAUUUUAUCCACUUUCCCUGUAGUGCACAGAAGUACCUAACUGCUUUCCCUUGAAGCAUCAGUUACUAGCUGGCUUUGCUGGUGUGCUGGAGGAGGGUAGUAGCUGCAGGGAGAGGCUGGUCUAGUGGCUCCAUUCCAUGAGCCAGCCUUUGUUCUUGGCACUAGGCCAAGUGUCUGUUACAUAAAGAUCUGUGGAAGAACAUCUGUGUCUGCCCAGAUCAAUUAUGAAAGCAGCAAUUUACUGCACUAGGAAGGGCUUUGUGGGUCGGAGGGACAACCCAGACCUGGCUGCUUCUCCUCCCAGAGGCCUAGUGCACAGUGUUGGUCCCGGGCAGGCUUUGUGUAGGCCACGGCAGCUGGGACGCCUCCGGGGCAGAGGGCAAUGCUUACGUUGGCACAUUGGGCCCCAGGGAGGGCUGUGGUCUCUGGAAGUGGCUGUGUGCUCAGGACAUCUCUCUCCCCACAGCAUCCAAGAUAUUGCCAUCCUCUUCAACAUCAUCAUCAUCUUCCUCAUGUUUUUCAACACCUUCGUCUUCCAGGCUGGCCUGGUCAACCUCCUCUUCCACAAGUUCAAAGGAACUAUUAUCCUGUCAGCGGCUUACCUGGCUCUGAGCAUCGCCUUCCAUGUUUGGGUCAUGAACCUGCGCUGGAAAAACUCCACCCGCUUUGUGUGGACAGAUGGGCUGCAGGCCCUCUUUGUGUUCCAGCGGCUGGCGGCCGUGCUGUACUGCUACUUCUACAAGAGGACGGCCUUGCACCUGGGUGACCCCCGCUUCUACCAGGACUCCCUAUGGCUGCGCAAGGAGUUUGCUCACAUCCGCAGCUGAUGGCUUCCCCUCGGACCCAGAGCCAUGGCCGGUCCGUGGCUGCUCCCUGUUGGCUGGCACAAAGCCCCCUUUCCUCUUUAUCCAGAACAGUCCACCCCCAGCCCUACACACAGCUUGCUUGCCGGCUGACCAAUGGGGUCCUGUUGGUAUCAACCCCUUUCAGCUCUGCUUUGCAUAUCUGGUGGGAUGAGGUGCCAGGACUCAGCCUGCCCUAGCUGUACCUGUGGGAACUCUAUCCUGGUGGUAGAACUUCCUUUUGUACCUGCGUAUUUUUAUAAGUUAUGAGACAGUAAAUUGGCUCCCUUUUCCAGAAA
This is a messenger RNA of Pelodiscus sinensis (Chinese soft-shelled turtle), 1349 nucleotides long. It is a transcript of the gene TMEM138, whose product is annotated as transmembrane protein 138. The record is from RefSeq and is a predicted model, not a curated record. NCBI's taxonomy places the organism in Eukaryota, Metazoa, Chordata, Testudines, Trionychidae. Gene Ontology annotation, cellular component: cilium.